Messenger RNA from Carassius auratus (goldfish), 2082 nucleotides. RefSeq names its product deformed epidermal autoregulatory factor 1 homolog. Gene Ontology annotation, cellular component: nucleus. Lineage: Eukaryota; Metazoa; Chordata; Actinopteri; Cypriniformes; Cyprinidae. The record is from RefSeq and is a predicted model, not a curated record. The transcript has 13 exons. The coding region runs from base 318 to 1853 and encodes 511 amino acids. Gene Ontology annotation, biological process: regulation of transcription by RNA polymerase II. Gene Ontology annotation, molecular function: DNA binding; DNA-binding transcription factor activity, RNA polymerase II-specific.
UGAAAAUCACGUCUGCUCUCGAGCGUGGUUUCGUGCUACGUCGUGUUCUUUCGACAAGUUCCGUUUUGAUUCGGUAAUUUCCGCUUACUCUCCUUCCUGUGUUGAUCUCCGUCCCCAGUAAAGACACUCGGAGGCCAUUAUCCCGCUUUCAUACCUUGAAGAAAAAUAAAUCGUUUUUUAUAAAUCAAUUAUUUAUUCGUGCAAGUUGACCAAGCCCUCGUUGGAAACCUGCACCUUUACGAAUCGUGAGGCACGCGCACCUCGCCUCGACAGUCCUUCGGAUAAUUUCGGCUGCUUUCGUGCGCCGCUGUUUUGAAAUGGACACGACUGAACCGGCGGCGAAGGCGCUCGAGCUGGGCGACGCGUCCGCGGGAGAGACGGUAGGUUCGGAUACCGAGUCGGAGGCCGAAGUCGCCACGAUGACUGUGAUGGGAGAAGCGGGAAACAUCGACAUCACCGAAUCCCUGCCGAACCCAGAAGAUGCCGAAGCGGCGUUCGCGGAGGUGACAGCCGUCACUGUUGGGGACGUCCAGAGUUCAGAUGGCUCUGUGUUCACGUCUACAGUAGCCACAGCAGCGUCCAUCCCUGAACACGUGCUCACGGGCAGAACCACGCUUCAGAUCGGAGACAGUCUGAGUACCCAGAAGGCCACGCUGAUCGUGGUGCACACGGAUGGGAGCCUCGUAGACGCCACAGGGCUGAAAGCCACCUCAACACCUAUGACUCCUGGUCCUCAAACCCCGAGCACCCCUCUGACGUCUGGACAUGAGAAGGACGUCUCUAAGUACAACUGGGAUCCGUCGGUUUAUGACAAUGAGCUCCCGGUGCGCUGCAGGAACACCAGCGGGAUCCUGUACAAAAGCAGACUGGGCUCAGGGGGCAAAGGGCGCUGUAUCAAACACAACAAUAGCUGGUACACCCCGACAGAGUUCGAGGGUAUGUCAGGAAGAGCGAGCAGCAAAGACUGGAAGAGAAGCAUCCGCUACGCUGGCCGACCUCUACAGUGUCUGAUCCAGGAGCGUAUCCUGAAUCCUCACGCAGCGUCCUGUACGUGUGCGGCCUGCUGUGAUGAUCUGUCAACAUGUAUGAAGGAGGGAUCUUUCGAAGGAGAGAACAUCUCAAUGACGGGCCCCGUCAGACUGUUCGUCCCCUACAAGAGAAGGAAGAAGGACAGCGAGCGCGCAGCUUCUCCGGAGAAGAGGGAAGUUCAGUCUCCGAAGAACAUCACCCUGGCUCCUGGAGCAACAUUUACGAUGACCCCGUCUGGACAGAUCACCACAUCCGGCACGCUGACCUUUGACCGAGCGGUGUCAGGAGAGACGGCGUCCAUCAUCUCGGACAGCCCUGCGCCCGCAGACGUCUUCUCCAACACAACCGUGCUGGCCAGUCUUCCUGCGCUGACCGUGGUCUCUCCGCAGCCCAAACCCUCUCCAUCAGGACCGCUCAUGAACGGGCUGGAGAUGGCCGAGCAGCGGACCUGGCUUUACCUGGAAGACAUGGCCAAUACACUGCUCAACAACGUCCAGCAGCUCAAAGUCCUCAUCGCACAGGCCAAACAAGCCGGUCAGAGCGGAGCGCAUGUCAGGAAAGAGUCCUUUCAGAGUCAGCUGUCACUCAGUGAAGAACCUGAGGGGAAAAUCACUGAAAUCAUCAUUAAGCACACGUGUGUGAACUGCGGCCGAGAGGCGUCCAGUGAGUGUACAGGCUGCCAUAAAGUCCAUUACUGCUCGGGCUUCUGUCAGCGGAGGGACUGGAAGGAACAUCAGCUGAUCUGCGGUCCACAAGGCAUGAGCGUCAGCAUCCAAGAGGACGCUCAGAUGCUCGGUGUGGAGCUGGAGAAAGGGAAAGCCUAGCGUUAUAUAUGAAGUUUAGAUGCUUGCUUCCGCUCAUGUGUUUUAGUUUAGCUCUAAAAGCCUCAUAGUAACAGCUCCCUCACACGGGGAGAUAUAAAGCAUACACGGAUAACAUCUUACUCUCCGUACCAUUGGAACGGUUUCACCAUCUCACUAUGGGUUUUAUAUGUGAAAAUAGUCCUUAAAGGGAAAGUUCACCAAAAAUCACUUCCCCAACCCUCAUGUUUUU